Copidosoma floridanum is the source of this 553-nucleotide messenger RNA. RefSeq lists its product as uncharacterized. Lineage: Eukaryota; Metazoa; Arthropoda; Insecta; Hymenoptera; Encyrtidae. Gene Ontology annotation, biological process: spliceosomal snRNP assembly; spliceosomal complex assembly. Gene Ontology annotation, cellular component: SMN complex; nucleus. The record is from RefSeq and is a predicted model, not a curated record.
UCUACUUCAUUCAGUCGGCAAAACAUGUCUUCUCAGAUGAGAAACGAUACUUCGAAUUUUUUACACAAAAUUUACGCAAAUGAUCCCGUUCUGUUCAAAAAUUACGUUAACAAACGCCUAAGUAUCACAACAAUCGAUGGACGUGUGCACACUGGUAUUGUUUACACAGUGGAUCCUGCAUCCGAGAGCAUUGUCAUCAUGGAACCUUUAGAGGGUGAGAAAACAAUGAAUAUAAAAAUCAUCAUGAGGCUAGCUGUCAAAUCCGUGGAGUGUUCUCACGACACUGAACUUGUGUUGCCGGAAAUUUUUUCUCCGAGAAAAAACUGAUAAGUAAUUAAGUUUGUGGCAAGAAAUACUUAAAAUUACAAUCACCAAAUAAAAGGCUGUGCUGUUAAUGAAGGACACCAUAGAAUCAUUGGUUUGUUUCAUUCAACUUCAGUAUUUAACACAGGAUGCAAAGACUUCUUCCCAGCAUUUCAAUGUAAGGAAUUUUUAGGAUGAGUUGAAAUGUACUACUACUACUAAUAAUAAUAAUAAUCAUAAUAACAUACAC